Molecule: messenger RNA, 1315 nt
Organism: Panicum virgatum (switchgrass)
Lineage: Eukaryota; Viridiplantae; Streptophyta; Magnoliopsida; Poales; Poaceae
Product: expansin-A4
Exons: 3
Coding region: 191-937 (248 amino acids)
Biological process (GO): plant-type cell wall organization
Cellular component (GO): extracellular region
Source: RefSeq, a predicted model, not a curated record
CCGGCGCUUUGGCUUGGCUCGGGCUAUAAAUAGCCGGGCCGGUAGCGCCGAGCUUCGUCACAGCCAGCGCCAGCCAGCCAAGCAAGGUCGAGAGCGGCUAGCUUUGGACGGUGGUACCCUACCGAGCUCGGAAGGUAGCUUGCUAGCUCGAAGCGAGCCGGGUGUCCCUAGCUGGUGGUGGCAGUUAGCGAUGGCCGGCGCCGGCGCCCUCCUCCUCGUCCUCAGCCUCCUCGCCCGGGAGGCCGCGGCCGGCGGCUACGGCGGGUGGCAGAGCGCGCACGCCACAUUCUACGGCGGCGGCGACGCGUCCGGCACAAUGGGCGGCGCGUGCGGGUACGGCAACCUGUACAGCAGCGGGUACGGCACGAACACGGCGGCGCUGAGCACGGCGCUGUUCAACGACGGCGCGGCGUGCGGGUCCUGCUACGAGCUGCGGUGCCAGAACGCGGGCGGGUCGUGCCUGCCGGGCUCCAUCACCGUGACGGCCACCAACUUCUGCCCGCCCAACUACGGCCUCCCCAGCGACGACGGCGGCUGGUGCAACCCGCCGCGCCCGCACUUCGACAUGGCCGAGCCGGCCUUCCUCCACAUCGCGCAGUACCGCGCCGGCAUCGUGCCCGUCGCCUUCAGGAGGGUGCCGUGCGUGAAGAAGGGCGGGAUCCGGUUCACCAUCAACGGCCACUCGUACUUCAACCUGGUGCUGGUGACCAACGUGGCGGGCGCCGGCGACGUGCGGUCCGUCUCCAUCCGGGGCUCCCGCACGGGGUGGCAGCCCAUGUCCAGGAACUGGGGGCAGAACUGGCAGAGCAACGCGUUCCUCGACGGCCAGGCGCUCUCCUUCCAGGUCACCGCCAGCGACGGCCGCACCGUCACCAGCAACAACGCCGCGCCGCGCGGCUGGCAGUUCGGCCAGACCUUCGAGGGCGCCCAGUUCUGAUGCGGGCGGGGAUCGGAGGCCUUCCAUCUUCUCCUCCGACUCGAUCGUCUCCACAGCAAGCACCGGGGCCGACGGGGAGGGGUAUAUUAAUUAAGCUACUACUGAUCAUCGGGUAAUCCUCGAUUUGUUUGGGUUUUUUUUCUUUUCUCGCCGUUUUGCGCGUGAUGAUGGGAAAGACGAGGCCUCUUCGACUAUAUUGAACAAGAGAAGAGGGCCUCGCGCUAUGCUGAGGCUGCUAAUCUAGCACCCGCCUAGACGUUUCCUUCUCUGGACUCUGGAUUCAGAGUGAAUGAAUGAAACAUUACAUUACUCUGCCUAGUACUAAUACUAGUACUUUUGGAAGGAAUAAUUGUAAUUUAUUUUGGAACCUUCGUAUCA